Messenger RNA from Miscanthus lutarioriparius, 510 nucleotides. NCBI's taxonomy places the organism in Eukaryota, Viridiplantae, Streptophyta, Magnoliopsida, Poales, Poaceae. The record is from the annotation of a GenBank genome assembly.
AUGUUCAUGUUCUCCGCCGCACGCUGCCUCGUCCCUAGUCUGUACCCCCACCCGCACGCGCCCGCCUGCCGCCGCGCGCCGGCGCCCACCGCGGUGUCAGCCAAGCCGCGCCGCUCGAGCCGAGGCUCCCGCCGCGAACGCUCGUGGGACGACGAUGACGGCGGCGGCUCAGAUUCCGACGUCGACGACGGCUUCUUCGGCCAAAAGCAGGACGAGGAGGCGCCAACGCCCUCCCCCGGACGGCCCUCCACGCCAGCGCCCCAGCUGCGGGGGUCUGACGUGCUGCGCGCGCUGCAGAGGGCCGCCGCGGCCAAGGAGGCCGCCAGGAACAAGAAGAAAGACAUGAAGAAGCCGGCGGCGCGCCAGCGGCAGGGGAAGGAGACGCCGGCGGGUGGCGACGUGGAAGUCCGGGAGGUGAGGCCUGUGGUGAUAAGGCCCGAGUGGGCGGCGAGGAUCCGGGAGCUGGAGCUCAGGGUGCAGCAGCUCGCCGCCGACAAGUAUAGUCAGUAG